Messenger RNA from Parascedosporium putredinis, 1017 nucleotides. The record is from the annotation of a GenBank genome assembly. NCBI's taxonomy places the organism in Eukaryota, Fungi, Ascomycota, Sordariomycetes, Microascales, Microascaceae.
AUGUCUCCCCGGACCCUCCCCUCCCGGUCCUCCACCGCCCCCUCCUCCGACUCCGACCCGAUCCUCACCCCAGAAACUCCCAGUCCCGCCCCCGCUACCUCCACCUCCACACCCGCGCCCCCAAGCAGCCGUCUCCCCGACGCCAAACCGCCCUCCUCCCCUUCUCCCGCCCGCAGAGCGCCCCACCCCAAGCUCCGCCUCGAGAUCCGCGACCUCUCCCACCAAGGCGCCGCCCUCUUCCUCCGCUCCGUCAACCCCGCCACCAUCCUCUCCCCCGCCGUCGCGUCCAUCUACCGACUUCUCUACUCCUCCUCUUCUUCUUCUUCUUCUUCUUCUUCUUCCUCCUCCGCCGCAGUCCCCGCCCCUCCCACCCGCUCCGUCACCCUCAUCCUCCGCUCCAUGGGCGGCGUCGCCUACACCACCUCCACCGACCUAGACCGCGACCACAAGGAGAUCCACUUCUCCCUCGACUACAUCGCCAACAUCCGGCCCCGCGACCGCGUCGCCCACGAGAUCGAGGGCGUCCUCACCCACGAGCUCGUCCACUGCUACCAGUACGACGGCACCCGCCUGCGCUACAACGACAGCAACGACUUUUCCGACCAAGACGACCAAGGCGACGACGACGACAAUAACAACAGUAGCGGGAACCCCAACGACGACGCCCGCGACGCCCGCUGCCCCGGCGGCCUCAUCGAAGGCAUCGCCGACUGGAUCCGCCUCCGCUGCGACCUCGGCCCCCACUGGCACCGCGACGAGAAGCAGAGCGCCCGCCGCGCCAAGUCGUGGGACCGCGGCUACGAGUCCACCGCCUUCUUCCUCGACCAUCUCGAGUCCCGCUUCGGCCACGGCACCGUUGCCCGUAUCAACGGUAGGCUGCGCGUCUCCGGGUACCACGAGGACCGCUUCUGGCCCGCCCUCCUCGGCGAGUCCAUCGAGGAGCUGUGGGAGGAGUAUUGCUGUGCCGGUGAGCCUGAUGACAACAACGGAGACGGAUGUGACAAGGGGAAGAAGUAG